This is a messenger RNA of Sporisorium graminicola, 2214 nucleotides long. RefSeq lists its product as uncharacterized. The transcript has a single exon. NCBI's taxonomy places the organism in Eukaryota, Fungi, Basidiomycota, Ustilaginomycetes, Ustilaginales, Ustilaginaceae. Bases 1 to 2214 code for a protein of 737 amino acids. The record is from RefSeq and is a predicted model, not a curated record. Gene Ontology annotation, molecular function: DNA binding.
AUGUAUCUUUCCAAACAAACAGAGAUCGCCAUCUCUCUGCUCAGCAUGUUCUUCGGAGGCGAAAUCACGUACAUCGAGGACCAGCUCGACGUUCUUGCCGCCGCCUGCGAUUUGUACAUGCAACAACAUCCUGCACACAGCUUCGGACCGACAGCAAAUGCAUCUGCACUGGAAAGGGCAAAACAUAUGGCUUUGGCCAUCUGCGACUUUUUGGCCGAUCAAGGCUUUUACGGAGCCCGUCAUGAUCUUUUUCACGAUGUGGAUAAUAACUUGUUGCAUAAGUGCUUCACCACGAAUCGCCAGACUCUGCCUCUCAGCCUCACUGUCAUCUUCUGCGGCAUUGCCAAUCGCCUAGGCAUGGCCGCAUCGCUGUGCAACUUCCCGGGAUGUAUCAUUGCUGUCGUUAUGGUGGAUCCCUCAGCAUCGAUACCAGCGCCGAACGAGACGCUCUCGACGGCACCCCAGGAGAUGUUUUGGGUGGUGGUGUCCGACUACUUGACCAAGGCAAACGAAGCAUACCAGCCUACCCCCAGCGAUGCGUUUGCGAGGAGCGAGCGGAGGCCACAUCCAAGCGAUCUGUUCUUGGACCGAGCUGAAUUGGCGCAGAUCAUCAGGAGAAGAGGACUCCCUCCUUCUGACGAGUACUGGCGCCCCACUCGGCCGGACGCCAUGGUUAGAAGAGCGGUCAACAAUGUUCUGCAGAGCGUACAGAAUUUGCCUGCAGAGCUCAGAGACCAUGCCACGAGGGUCGCGAGAGAUACCGUACGCCGUAUGGAGGUCGAUCGCCAGUCGAGGCAUUUAAGAGCGCAAUGGUCCAACUUGACCCGCGUCGAUCACGCCUUUCUCAGUGCGUAUCACGGACGAACCGACCCCGUCGAACGAGAGAAGAUCCUCAGUCGAGUCGCGAAAGUCUGGGACGACGACACAACAUGUGCUGCGACGUGUAUCGAUGAGGACGAAGCAACGUGGGGUAUCGUGAAAAGCUGGCGUGCCGAGUCCAUGCACACAUUAGCACUCAUGCCGACAGAGCAAGUCAUGCCAGCGAUGCCGUUCCGUCAGCAACUCCGUGACUAUCUGGAAGCACGCGCCUCUGACAAUGACUGGACCCACACUAUCAAAAAUUUGGACCGACGCGUAGCGGAACCUUCGGACCACAUGGAGCAGAUGGCCAAGUAUGCAGCCGUCAACGUAUUGAUGAGGUUCGGUGGGCUCUCGCCUGCUCGUAACAGCGAUCUUAUUGCUGGCUUUGUGCAGAAAGACUUUCCGCUUGACCUCGAGGUCAUGGAGACAGACCUUCUCGGAGUUGAGCACGCGGAUGCAGAGGAAGGCGCAGAAGUGGGUGCAGAUGCGACCAGCGAAGGCAGUGACUCGAGCAACGAGGCGACGUUUUCAAGUCGAGAGGAGUCGUAUGGUGCGCUGCCGCUGGGAGGGGGCGUGCUUGGGGAUUCGUUCAGUCCGGCCUCACGGAUGGCGAUGGCACGCAUGCUUCAGGCUGCGCGGAUGUCGGAUCGUCAAGGGCAGCCGAUUCGUCGCAGGCGGGCUGCUGAGACCAGACAGGAGCCAGGGCAGACAGAAUCCCCGGGGAACGCAUCGGGCAUCCGAGAGGCUGAGGAUGUAGGGACGGGCACGGCUGCCUUCCGUAUAGGCACCGUCUUCCGGCACCGCACCUAUGGAUACACAGGCCACAUCGCUACAUGGGACCCUCACUGCGCUGCACCCGAAGACUGGAUCGUACACAUGGGCGUAGAUCGUCUCCCCGCGCCUUUUGAACCGGCUGCUUACGAUUCUUCCGCAUCUAGCUCGACUCCGAGACGCGGUGGCCGACAUCAGCCGUUUUAUGAAUCCAUCACGUACACGAGCCACCACGGCUCCCGCCGCUACGUUGCCGAAGUCAACAUCGAACCGAUUCGGGGACCGAUUUGGAUUUACGGACUUCCCCCGAAUGAGGCUCGAACAAGCUUAGAUGCGGAUGGGUCGGAAGAAGAGAGUCUGGCGCUCAAAGGGGCGCUGCAUCGGGUGAUGCAAGAUCGGCUUUUUGGAGCUUCCUUUCGAUGCUUCGACCAAGCAAGGGGACGGUUCAGGAGGAGCAUGCUUACGAGAGAGAUGUUUCCCGAUGAUUUAUCGGACGACGAAGACGACGAGGAGGGCGAUGGCGAGCUUGGAGCGUUGGAGGCGGAGAGCAUGGAAAAUCUGUCCGAGGAUGGACAUUGGUGA